Messenger RNA from Parnassius apollo (apollo), 627 nucleotides. The record is from the annotation of a GenBank genome assembly. NCBI's taxonomy places the organism in Eukaryota, Metazoa, Arthropoda, Insecta, Lepidoptera, Papilionidae.
AUGAAUAAUGAAACAAAAGAAGUGUUGACGGCGUUGACAAAGAAGUUGAAAUUAUUGCAAGAACGAUGUAUAUACGUUCAUAAUGCCAUUAAGAAUUUGCCAGAUGUGGGUCCUGUACCAAACAACAUUGAAGCUUCAAAUUACGUAGAGGCUUCACGAACAGAGAUACAAAAUUCGUACACGGCUAUUACGACGGACGGUAAUUUACUAACAAGUCAAUACCUCUCUGAAAUGAAACAGUUUACUGAAGAAGUCGAAAAAUUCAUAGCUUUUACCGAGGUAUCAAUUAAUGACAUGAAUACUGAAAUGGAAAGAUUUAAUAAUAUAAUCAAAACAUCACAAGAAGCCAGGUCAAGAUCUAGAGCAGAAAAGAAGCUCAUAAUGAAGACUAGAGUAAGAUUCCAAAUAUUUAAAAAAGCACUUCAUGGACUUCUAUAUUCUUUGUAUCCAGACGCUGCCAACAAAGCUAUGGAUGUUUUGGGGCAACUGAUGCGAGAGAAGUUCAAUGCAACAUCAAGUGGUUACAUUAAGGUUACAGAUGAGAACUACCCGACUAUACAAUUUCUGAGGCGAAAUGAACUGGUGUCUCAAAACCCCUAUAAUAUAACAGAGUUUAAACUUGUUUAA